Molecule: messenger RNA, 729 nt
Organism: Prorocentrum cordatum
Lineage: Eukaryota; Dinophyceae; Prorocentrales; Prorocentraceae
Source: the annotation of a GenBank genome assembly
GCCGUGUUUCCCCCCCCCCCCCCCCCCUCACCCGCCGCCGACCCGCGGCGCCCCGUUGCUGGCGGCCGCUCGGGGGAGCGCGCGCCCGCUGCAUGGCCGAGGAACCCGCGCCCGCCGAGGCACCGGCGGCGGAGGCGCCCGCGCCAGCGGCCCCCGCGGCGCCGCCCCAGCUGACCAAGGCGCAGGCUGCGGAGAUCCUCGACAAGGUCAUAGAGGAGGCGAAGAACGAGGAGCUCGUGAAGGAGGUGAAGGCCAUUCUCGAGGACGUCAAGAAGACGCACCCCGACGACCCCAUGGCGCAGCAGAUGCAGAAGAUGCAGCGGUUGAUGCCCCUGGCCAUGCAGAAGUUUGGACCCGUGAUCAAGUCGUACGGCUUCGAUGAGUCUACUCUCAUGGCGCGCGCGCUUCCGAUCGUGCACUUCGAGGAGGUUCUUCUGGUCGGGCACCUCGAGGAGGUAUCCAGCGCGAGCCUCCUUCUGACGAGGUGGGCAUGAUGCAGAUCCAGAUGAUGUCCAUGGUGGGGCUCUUCGGAGUCUUCUCCUGCUGAUCAUGUGCCUGUCCUUCAUGUUUGUUGUCUUGUGAUCAUUUCUAGUCCUUCGUCCCUCUGGAUACCCUACUUCUGCUUUUGAGCAUUCCCCCUCCUCGUGUUCCAUCUCCUGCUCUUAGAAGCGCACAUGUGUCUUUUUCGUGCGUGCACCUUGGCAACACCAUGAUCGCUCUGUAUUCCCU